AUGCCUUUCACCGAGCUUAUUUUCCCUUCCUUGAUCCCGACCAAAGAGGUCAUUGAAGAAGUCGAACGAGACUGGCCAAUUAUCAGCAAAUCGCUGAUAGAGCCGAACCCAGGUCUCCUCAGUGCGUUCCGAGGAUGGGUACUCAGCGAAGAUGGCAAAGAUGUGCGCGAUCAGUAUAGGGAAAUCGUUAUAUUCGAAUGGGUAGAGGAGGCUGCAUUCCAUGCCUUUCUUACUUCCGAUCAAUUUGCUUCUUUUGGCAAGUCGAUUCGACACCUGGUAAAUGGACCGACCAAGAUGCAGCUCUUCGAGACAAACAGCAGCCCCAAAGAGUCCUCUGUUGCUCCCGUUGUGGAGAUUUUCCGACUCGAGCUCACUGGUUCUGAGAGUGUUCAAGUAGCACAGAAGGCUUGGGAGAACCUAUCACAGACUCUUUCUAUCACGGGGAAAUCGGUUCCCGUGACGUGGGGCAAUAGCUUGAACCUUGAUGGAGAUGUGGUGGUUGGAAUUUUGGGAUGGGCGAGUACUGAGGAUCAUGAGCAUGGAACCGAUGAGGUGGCUUUCGUGGAGGCGUUGAGGUCUCUGCGCUCGCUUGGGGAAUUGUCGCAAAUCCUUGUUGACAUUGAUCCCGUGGAAGUCUCGAGCCUGUAA
Penicillium verhagenii is the source of this 648-nucleotide messenger RNA. RefSeq lists its product as uncharacterized. The record is from RefSeq and is a predicted model, not a curated record. NCBI's taxonomy places the organism in Eukaryota, Fungi, Ascomycota, Eurotiomycetes, Eurotiales, Aspergillaceae. The coding region runs from base 1 to 648 and encodes 215 amino acids. The transcript is spliced from 3 exons.